Molecule: messenger RNA, 1902 nt
Organism: Hydractinia symbiolongicarpus
Lineage: Eukaryota; Metazoa; Cnidaria; Hydrozoa; Anthoathecata; Hydractiniidae
Product: coiled-coil domain-containing protein 177-like
Exons: 15
Coding region: 36-1796 (586 amino acids)
Source: RefSeq, a predicted model, not a curated record
AUCUCAGCAUCUUUUAAAAUUGUUUUAGCAGUAAAAUGAGUAGAGAAUAUCCUGAUUUAACUCCACACUUAGAUCUCUAUAACUUUACAGACUCACUGGCAAUUGAUAGUCGAUAUGUUCUUACAAGCCCACGAUCAUUGGAGGCUUGUGCACGCCAUAAUAUUAAGCCUCUGCAGCUUUUGCCGAAAACAAAGAAAGAGUUUGUGCAGGGUUUAGCUUCAACAGAAUCUUACAACAAGGAUCUGAUUGAAGUUAUGUACAAAAAAAGUGAAAGAGAUAGACUGAAGCUUUUAAGAAUGUGUCGUGAGGAGCGCGAAAGGAUAAUUGAUGAACAAGCUUCACAUAAAAUGUUACAAGAUAAACUAUUACACGGAUACGAGGAAAGUGAUGAGGAAAGUAUUGAAGACAUCGAAGCUUUAGACACAUGGCAUACUCUAAAACCAGCAGAGCGAGAUGAGCGAACACCCAGGACAUCAACCAAAGUGAAACCAUCAAUACUUUCUUUCCUUGAUCCAGAGAGUAGUCCACGAUUCAGGCCGCAUAUCAGUCCAAGAACAUACGGUGCAACCUCAAAUGAAAUGUCGGCAAAAGAAAAAACAUUUAAUGUUCUUCCUGGAUCAGAUAGUGAUGAAGACAUCUGUAGCGGUAGAUACAGUCAAAGAAGUGUAAGAAUACAUUCGUGGAAGCCGACAUCUGCAACAAGACCUUCCUCUGCUGCAACAAGGAAAGUAAAAGACCUUAAUUUGUCGGAUGUGUCUGCAAACUUACCUGUAUCGUUGCAAAAGAAUCUGUCUCUGAUGUCUGAUAAGGACCGCAGACUGUUAGAAGUCAUGAUGUCAAAGGAAAAAGAAGAAAAGGAGAGUCGCAAAGUUUCUCUCUCUGGUGAAUUAAAUUAUUCUGAAGAAAUUCCUCAAAUGUCAUUAAUACAUCAGCAAAAAUUAAAGAAGAAGGAACAAAAGCAGAUAAACAAAUUAAAAGAACGAGAGGAAAGAAUGAAUGAUGUUCGAUUGAGAAAGGAAGCAAUUGAUCGAGAAGCUCAAUUACAUCGAGAGGCUGAGUUAAAUGUUAAAAAUUCAAAAUGGCAGAGAGAAUACAAUAAACAAAUGCAAAAAAAGACAAACCAGAUAUCAGAUGGAUCUUAUUACGAUCAUGCUGAGUUUGAAAGAAAAAAAAGGUUAGAACACGAUGCGUUGUUAAACGAUAUGGAAGAUAAAGAACUUCAUGCCCAACAAAGUUUUCAAAAUCAAAUGAAGAAGAAACGUUUACAAAGAGAUAAAAAGAAAAUAAAAGAGAUGGAACGCAAAGAACAACAAGAAAGAAAUCUGAAAGCAAUGCAAAAAGAUCUGGAGCUGUGGCAGAGAGAGCUAGCUGAAUUUCAGAACGUCAGUACAAAGCGGGUAGAUAACGUCGUAGACAGCAGGAAUGUAUCAAAAAGUAUGAAAGCUCAUAACAAAAGACUGCAAAAAGAACUCCACCAUCUCUCCGUGAAAGCCAAAGUCGAUGAAGAAGAGAGGUUACGACAAGAAGAAUUAAGAGCACUGAUAAAUUUAAAAGAUAAACGAUCGAAACUGAUACAACAAGAAAAAGAAGAAUACAGUAACAUGAGUCGCGGUGCAGCCAGAGCAUCUCGAGCAGUUCGUGAUGUGAUCAAAGAACAAACAUUUAGGAGUUCAUUCGCAGAAAUGGCGGCUGAAGCAGAAAAAGUGGCACGUAUCGAGAAACUUGGACAGCAACAUAAAAAACCUUCGUAUCUCGGUAGUGUAUCUAAAAACACUACGACUAUGUUAUUAGGUUGAAUAAUUUUUAAUUUGUAAAUAUAACAGUAUUUAUUCACAUGCGCAAGUGCUGGAGCUUAUCAUGCAGCGUGCUGGUUCAAAGAAAAUACAACGAUUUUCAAACUUA